AUGUUUAAUUCAAUAAGAUUGGGUUUGGCACGGAAUUCAGUGAUUAGAUGUUACUCAAAUACUGCAGUGAAUCAAGCUAAAGUUUAUUCACGUACUUACAAAAGGGCAGGACCAGUAACAAAAUCGUCAACAACAAGCACGUCAAGGUCUACUUCUACAGAUGCUUCUCCAGCUACUUCUUCUCCAAAAGAGAGUGUUAGUGAUGUUGAACCAAAUUCAGAAGUUCCAGCAAAAUCUAAUACGUCUUAUAUUUUGCACGAUGCUCCAUUGGAAGCCACAAGUGGUGAAACCAUCAAUUGGUCAGAUUCAUUUCACGGGUUAGGUUCUCAACCAUUUUCCAGAGAAAUUGCUGAAAUUUUAUUGGCACCUGUGUCAGAAGAAGAUAUUGAAAUCAAGCCAGAUGGACUAUUGUAUUUGCCCGAAAUUAAAUAUCGUCGAGUUUUGAACCGUGCGUUUGGGCCUGGUGGUUGGGGGUUAGCCCCAAGAACUGAGUCUCUUGUUACUUCAGGACAAAUAAGUCGUGAGUAUGGAUUGAUUUGUCAUGGUAGAUUGGUCAGUAUUGCUCGUGGUGAACAAGAUUACUUUGGUGGUGAAGAAAAAUUAACAACUGCAUUAGAAGGUUGUAAGAGUAAUGCCUUGAUGAGAUGUUGUAAAGAUUUAGGAAUUGCAAGUGAGUUAUGGGAUCCUUCGUUUAUUAGACGUUGGAAGAAGAAAUAUUGUGAAGAAAUCUUUGUUGAGCAUGUCAAUACUAAGAAGAAAAAGAAAAUAUGGAAGUUGAAGAGUAUCAAGACCGUGGACUAUCCAUAUAGGAUGACAUAA
Messenger RNA from Candida dubliniensis CD36, 819 nucleotides. It is a transcript of the gene MGM101, whose product is annotated as Mgm101p. NCBI's taxonomy places the organism in Eukaryota, Fungi, Ascomycota, Pichiomycetes, Serinales, Debaryomycetaceae. The transcript has a single exon. The record is from RefSeq and is a predicted model, not a curated record. Gene Ontology annotation, biological process: recombinational repair; interstrand cross-link repair. Bases 1 to 819 code for a protein of 272 amino acids. Gene Ontology annotation, molecular function: single-stranded DNA binding. Gene Ontology annotation, cellular component: mitochondrial nucleoid; mitochondrial chromosome.